Messenger RNA from Galendromus occidentalis (western predatory mite), 345 nucleotides. RefSeq lists its product as uncharacterized. The record is from RefSeq and is a predicted model, not a curated record. Bases 16 to 345 code for a protein of 109 amino acids. Lineage: Eukaryota; Metazoa; Arthropoda; Arachnida; Mesostigmata; Phytoseiidae. The transcript is spliced from 3 exons.
UUCGCCGCUCCAAAGAUGCGUCUGGAAUCCGUGGUAUCUCUGUCUGUGCUUCUAGCGAUCUCUUCCGCCUGUGAUCCAGAUGGUUUCCGUCGUGACUCAUCAACAUGCGAUAGAAAGUUCCACAACGACCUUCAGAGAACUGGAUUCGAUCUACAAUCCAACUUCAACUGCUGCCCGUUCCAUCAGAUGGUCGAAUGCAUGAAGCUCGCAGCGCGCUACAGCGAUUGCGGAAAGGAGAGGCUUCACAUCGGGGAGAUCAAACGCUUGAGACAAUCGCAGGGACUCACUCGAGCUGAUUGCAUAGAGGGGAAAGAGCAGUGCCAGCUGAGACUCUACGAAAUUUGA